AUGGCUCAUACAGAAGAUUGUUCCACUGUGCUGGAACAGUUCAUUCAUGAUGUCGCGAACCUACCCGCGGAGAUCACUCAUUUGAUGGAAGAGAUCCAAGCCAAGGAUAAGAUAAUGCAAGAUUGUCGCGCUACGAUAAAUUCUCGUGACAUGAGCCUACAGAAAUUCAUCAGACAAAAUGGUAGCCAUGCACCGAACCCCAAGGAAGACAGCUACAGCAGAAUCAUAUUACAGAAUCUGGAUCGGAGCCAGGUACUACAGGAUGAAAAGAUCCUUCUGAGUGAGAAGGCGUGCGUGUUACUCGAUCGCCAAAUCAAGAAAUUAGACUUGAAGAUCAGAGAGCUGCAAAACGAUGGAGUCCUAUCGAAAGACCCGCCCAUCCCUUCCCUCUUCCGAAAUAAGGACCAAUAUUGCGAGCCACAAAAACCAUUGUUUCCUGAAUCCGCGUCCGCAGAAACACCAUACGCCUCGCCCUUAAACCCAACUUCUGGAAAUUCAACAGGGCAAUACGGACAGUCACAAAGACUAAACAGCGUCGCUGGUCGUUCGUCAUCUAGCGCCGGCCUCGCCGCGUCGCAGACCAUCGCGCGAAAUUCCGCACCAGCCACCCCUGCCUCUGCUGCGUUGCAUCUCCAACACCGCCAUCGGGAAUCCUCCGCCGGGGCUGCGGACAACAAACGUAGACGUCUAAAUUCAUCAGUCGGCACGCUCCCUGCAGCUUCGUCGAACCUACGCCAAUCAUCCCUUGGGCCUGGCACACCCAAACCCGGAACCCCAGGGGCUUCCCGUGCAGGUAGUGCAGGACCUCGCACCACAACAGCCGUGAAAAAACCUCCAUCAAAGAAAGUAGCCCCGCACCAACAGCAGGCGCGACGGAAAUCCUCCGCAAUCGGAAAAUCCACAAAGCGCUCCUCCAGUGGGAACGGUCGGUUAAAAUCCCUUCCGGGGAACGUUGCUGCAUCUGCAGCUACGUCAAGGAAGAAAUCUCCUUCGUCUGUUACAGGCUUGGCGGAGGAGGAAGAGGAUGAAUCUGUCCUUAGCAGCGCCGAGGUUUCGGAAACGGAGAAUAACCCGCCACUGUCGAAGCGGAGUGGAGGCGCGGCCCGGGCGGCCGAUGGGGAAUCAGAGGAGGAAGGGGAAUCAGAGGAGGAAGAUGAGGGCGGGGAGGAUAUGAAGACUUAUUGUACGUGUCGCAGUGUUAGUCAUGGGGAUAUGGUGGCGUGUGAUAAUGAAGAUUGUCCGUAUGAGUGGUUUCAUUGGAAGUGUGUCGGGUUGACGAGGGAGCCGUUGGGGACUUGGUAUUGUGAGGAGUGUAGGAAGAAUUUGGGGAAGUAA
Messenger RNA from Histoplasma mississippiense, 1335 nucleotides. RefSeq lists its product as hypothetical. Gene Ontology annotation, biological process: regulation of DNA-templated transcription. The record is from RefSeq and is a predicted model, not a curated record. The transcript has 2 exons. The coding region runs from base 1 to 1335 and encodes 444 amino acids. Lineage: Eukaryota; Fungi; Ascomycota; Eurotiomycetes; Onygenales; Ajellomycetaceae. Gene Ontology annotation, cellular component: Rpd3L-Expanded complex; Rpd3L complex; nucleus.